Papilio xuthus (Asian swallowtail) is the source of this 5641-nucleotide messenger RNA. RefSeq names its product golgin subfamily A member 4. Gene Ontology annotation, molecular function: protein binding. The coding region runs from base 362 to 5182 and encodes 1606 amino acids. The record is from RefSeq and is a predicted model, not a curated record. Lineage: Eukaryota; Metazoa; Arthropoda; Insecta; Lepidoptera; Papilionidae. The transcript has 19 exons.
GGUCUUGUAGGUCGGUGGAUUUUGUUUUCGUUUAUGUUUAUGUUUUAUUUUUUGCAAUAAAACUAACCGACUUUUUAUUUUAUUUUGUGGAACUUAUUAACUGUAAUUCGAAUUUGUGUUGUGGCAUAUCUGUGAUGUUUUUGAAAGUUGCUAAAUUGCGCCUAUAACUUAGUAAAGAUUUUUUUGUGAUUGUUUUCAUUUUGUGAAGUUCUAAUUACAUGUAAAUUUGAAUAAACGAACAAGUUUUGUGUCAGAAAAUCGUUCUGAUAUGUGCGGGUCAUUUCCUGGGCUGUGAUUGGUUAGUUUGGUGACGCGAUGACGUAAUCUCGCCUCUGAUUGGCGGAUAGUUUCCCGCGUUAAGAUGUCGGGUCUGCCGGCAAGGAGCGAUGAUGUUAUCAAUGGUGUCGACGUACGGGAACAAGGAAGUGCCUUAAGAGUGGCGAGCAACACUCCUCACCUGGUCAGCCUGGGUACCGGUCGUCUCAGCACUGCUGUGACACUGCAUCCGAUCAAACAAGGUCGUGUAACGAUCGGUUCGGACCCAACAUGCGAUAUCUACGUGGUAGGGACCGGUGUUGCCAGUGUGCACUGCCGUGUCGAGAACUCGCACGGUGUUGUCACACUCUACCCUCUCAGUGGAAGUACACUUUUAGAUGGAUUACCAGUGGAAAAGCCCACUAGAUUGUCACAAGGCAGCAUGUUAACAAUUGGCCGGUCCAAUUAUCUCCGCUUCAAUCAUCCUGAGGAGGCGAAGCUGAUGAAAUCCGUUUUACCAUCAGGUCAUGUCUCCAUGGCUCCUAUACAGUUCCAGCCAAACGAACAAUGUCUACCGCCUGGUUACAUCAAUCAUCAUACAGAAUCAUCACAAUGUUACCAAAAUAUACAAAAAAUCUAUAAAGACACAACACUAUCGCAAUUAGAUCAAGAACUAGAUAUGACAUUAAAAGAAAUGUCUAGAAAAAAACCACCUUUAGUCCCUAAAAAACCGUUCAGAGAUAUAGACAAUUCAGAUUCAGAUCAAGAAAGACAUAAAAUAUCCGGGAUAAUGGCUAAAGUAUCGAAAUUUGAAUAUUACGCUAAACAACAGAAAUGCGUUGGUCGUAGUCAAUUUUAUACGACUGAUGACAACGAAAUAUCACCAAAAGUAUUCAGUUCAAACUCUCUAACAGUUAAUACACCAGCUAAAGAUGUAUUAGGCGAUAAAACAAUGCCAAAUUACAUGACAAAAUUUAAACAAGAACAAAAAAUGAUUUUAUUAAACGAGAAUAAUCUAGAAACGAAUUAUACCAACAUUAGAAAUAAAACUAAAAUCGAAGAUAUCGUAAGAAAUUUCGAUGAUAAUAAACUUCCUAAAAAGAUAAACAAUGAAAUGCGAUCGGAAAAUAUCUACGGUCGUAUUAAAGAUUGCGAAUCUAAAAGUAAUUUGGAUUGUAAGAAACUGGAUGGAGAGGAAUGUUCUAGAAGGGAUCAGAAAGGGAUUGUGACGUCAUAUGAUAGGAGUCAACAAUAUUUGCCUGUAUAUAGCAAUUGUCAAUAUGAUAGAAGUUCUGAUGCCGAAAAUAUGAGAAAAAAGGCUUAUCAAGAUAGAAUCAAAGAAGAAGAACAGAAAGAGGCAGAAACUGCUAGAUUAGAGGAAAUACUGAACAUGUGUGCGGAGUAUGAAAAGCAAAUAGCCACAGGCAACCCAAUUACUCCGACAGAAAAGAGAUCGCAUAAUAAAAUCAUCACAAACGGAUCAUUACCGCGAAGUGUUGCUCUCAACAACCCCAACUUUAUACAGACCAGUGAUGGCUACUAUAAAUUCGAUACUAGCAAAAACAAAUCAAUGAAUAAUUCACCUCUUCAAAGGAAUCUAUCUAGUUAUGAAAACUUCGAUGACACACAAUCACCAUCGCAAUUAGAUCAAAUGACACCAGAAGUGACAACCGGUGACAUAGGUCGUAUGGACGAAAUAGGAAUACCAAUAUUUGAUGAUGAAUUCACUGAAAUAUCUAGUCCCAUAUUAAUUAGAAAAAAUGGUGAAUCAUCACCUAUGAAUAGUCCAUACGAAAACUUAUAUUUCCAAAAAAAUUACACAAAUUUCAAACCUAAAUCACCAAACACACAAAGUCCUAGGACAAGAAUAAAAACAACUUUCGCACAUAAGAAUCUCUCUCCGCAGUAUUUUGUAUUUCCAACAGAAACUAAUUUCAAUCUAGAUAAACUAAAUCCUAAUAAUCCAGAUCUAGAUAAUACUAAAUGUAGUGGUAUAGAAAAACAAUUAAGUCUAGAAGAUGAAAUACCAAUGAUCGAUGAUUCAGAUCUAGCAAAUGACCUAGAAUUCAGAUAUUCCAAAGUAUACAAUGAUAAAGUAGACACAAUUGAUACUAAAGAUAAUAUUUCAAGUCCAAAUGAUUUUGAUAUUGAAAAAACUAUAAUAAAAAAUAAAAGUUUUGAUGAUGUUAAGAAAGAAUUAAUGGCGGAUAUUCCUGAAUUAGAAGAAUUCGAAAAAGACCUUAAAGAUAAUAAAAGAGAUAAAAUAAUAAAAAAUAUAACAGAGGAUGUUAGGAAAAUGGAUUUGGAAGCGAGUUCUAUAGAUAGUGCCGUUUUGGAUGAAAACAUAGUUGAUUUAAGAUCAAAAUAUGAUACUUUGAAAGAAGAAAGGAAGAAAUUGGUCGCGGAAAUUCAUGAAUUGAAAUGUAAAAUGUCUGAAAUAAGGUCACAGGAAGAUGAUAUUUUACGAGAGUUGGAAAUGGAGAAAGCUUUAAUCAAAGGUGAAUACGAUUCAGAGAUAGCAAUAUUAAAUAUAGAACAAAAGAAGAAAUUGGAAUUAACAGAGAACGCGAAGAAGAUAGAAGAUGAGAUGAAAGAAUUAAAAGAGAAACAAGAAAUACGACAGAACGAAAUACGAGAAAGAUUAGAAAUCGCAACUAAGAAAGUCGAAAGACUAGAGAAAGAUUUAAAAGAGAAUGCAGCAACGUUAGAAGAAUUACAAAAUGCUCAGGACAUUUUGGAUAACGAGACGAAGAUAUUUGAGGAUUUGGAGUUCCAACAUUUAGAGGAGGAAUCAGAGUUAUUAGCAAAUAGAGAAGAUUUACAAAAUGAAAUAAUCAUAUUAACAAAGAAAAUAGACGCUCAAAAAUGUAGAAUACUAACUCUAAAGACUGAAGCUAACAAUAAUUUAACAUCAGCUUUAGACGAGACUAAAGUACUACAAGCUAGAUAUGUUAAAUUAUUAAAUCAAGUUGAAGAAUUAACUGUAAAAGUGCAAACAAUAGAGAAAGAAUUAAAACCGAUAGUAAAUAAGUUAAACGACAUAGAAAGAACACAAUCACCGGACAGUGCAUUCUACACAGAUCAGACUAGAGCUAAAUCUGAUGAAUUCGGUUAUUCACCACAAACAUCUGAUAGUGAUGAUGAUAUAAAAAUAAAGAGUUUCGAAGAUCACACGAAACAUAUAAAAGACAAAUUGAAAUCAAUAGAUCAGAUGUCUCAGUCCAUGAUGAUUGACAUCGAGAGACGUGACGUCACAGAACUUAACGAGACAAGAUUAAGUGAGAGUCCAUCCAAAUCUUCUACUUCUUCUAAAGAGAAGAAAGGAUUCUGGGAGAGGAAUUUCGAUUCUUUGAAGCGUAAAAGUAAUAAGAAAAAACCAGAAAAGAAUGAUUUAAUGUCUCAAAGUUUUAAUGAGAAUAUUUUCUAUAAUAGUGAAAAUAUAGAAAUAGAUCUAGAUAAGUUUAACAGUUUGAGACAUUCAAAGAAAAAUAAAAAAGAUAAUGGACCAUUAAAAAGUAAUUCCUCAUCGAAAAUCCCGACAUUCAUGGCGCUUGGGAAAAUAAUGAAAAAAGAUUCAUUUAAUAAGAAAAUAAAUAACAAAAUAGAUGAAGAUAAUGAUAAUAAAAAUCGUUAUAUAAAAAACAAUAAAACUAUAACAGAUAAUAAAUAUAAAAAUAAAUCAUCACCUGACAAAGUUACAAAUGAUAAAGAGAUGAAUAAAAACGAUUUAACGAAAUCGAUGACGGUUACAUUUGAAAGAACUGAUUUUAAUAAUUCAGCAGUUAAAUUACAUAGAAAGAGUUGCGGAGAUGAACCUAACAGGAGUUUAGAGUUCAAUAAGAUAACAGAAUCAGGUAAAAUUCCCUCACAAGAUGAUAUAGACAGGAUAUCAAAGGUGACAAUGGAUGCACCGAUAUUAUCAAGUGAUACUGAUGUCAAUUCUUUGGGGAAGAGAACUUUGGACAGUCUGAUGGAGAUAGAGAGGAAGAGAAUCGAGAUGUUGGAAGAACAAGGUUGCCAAAUGAUAGAAAACGAAAGAGAGAAAAUAUCAGAAUUAAAACGUAAAGCCCAAGACGAAACCAAAAAGCUAUGGGACCAGAAGAACAGAUCUGGUCACACAAAGUCUUCUGACGGUGACGCGGACAUUCGCUGCCGUGACGUCACUGACAGAUACGUCACCGAUGACGUCACAACAGAGAGAUACGUCACUGAUGACGUCAGAUAUGCAGUGGAGGACGCCAGCGUCACUGAUGACGUGUUAAAUCUCACCAAUUCUACUAUAUUUGAAGAGAGUUCUGGAUUCCUGUCAUCGUCUAUUGAAGAGCUUCAAGUCCGCAACUCGCGUACGGAGUCCACUGAGGAUGACAAACGCAGUGACGACAGCAGGCCGCUUAGUCAUGCUUCAGAUUUCAGCAGAGAUAACAUACUGUCGCUCAGCAACGCGCCGCGGCGCAGUCGGCGCGGUGUGUCUGCGCAGGAGUGGCAGCGGCCGCUCACACGCUACCUGCCUGUCGACAGGGACGACUUUGAUCUGCGCAGGCAUGUCGAGUCUGCUGGUCAUCAGAUUGAGCUGUGCCCCUACGUGACAAUAAACUCGACGUCAUGUCGCGGCUACCUGCACAAGCUGGGGGCCAAGUUCCAUACUUGGUCCAAAAGGUGGUUCGUUUUCGACCGGGAGACGAAAACGUUCGUCUACUACUGGGACAAGACUGAGAAGAAGCCGAGAGGUGGCGCAUAUUUCCAGGUAAUCGAAGAAGUAUACCUAGACCACGGCAACACUUCUAAAUCACCAAACCCUCAGACCACAUUCAUAGUGAAGACCAGACAGAGACGAUAUUAUCUGAUGGCGCCUUCAGGAGAAGCUGCCAGGAUAUGGAUAGAUGUAAUAUUCACCGGGGCACAGGGGUACACUGAAUACUUACAGUAAAUAUUCAAUAUUUAACGAGUAUUGGAAAACUCAACUCAAUAUUUUUGAGUAAACAAAUAUUGAUUGUAACUCAAUAUUUUUGAUUUGAUAAAAAUCUAUCGACGAUUGGAAAUUUGGAAUGUAUUAAGAAAACAUAUUUUGGAGAAUGAAAUAUGUUUGAACGAAAUAUUUAAUGUAAUUCAAAAAGAUUCCAAUUUGUAAUUUUAAACUCAGUAUUGAUGUAAUAUUGAGUAUUGUAAUAUUAAAUAUUGAGUUUAUUGUAUGGGGAUAAAAUUAUUUGAGAUUUUUGGACUUAAUAUGACGAAACUGAUAUAUAAACACGGCUAAACACUCACGUAUAUUCGACCGGUGGCGGCACCGACUAGUUUCGAGCCCAUCGGGGGCCCUUCAUCAGGAUGAGUGGUACUGGUAUUAUUUCGCGGACAAGGCCCUCAGCUCACUGUGAGCUCACCGGACGUA